Messenger RNA from Nannospalax galili (Upper Galilee mountains blind mole rat), 2633 nucleotides. It is a transcript of the gene Vat1, whose product is annotated as vesicle amine transport 1. Gene Ontology annotation, molecular function: oxidoreductase activity; zinc ion binding. Lineage: Eukaryota; Metazoa; Chordata; Mammalia; Rodentia; Spalacidae. Bases 1 to 1203 code for a protein of 400 amino acids. The transcript has 6 exons. The record is from RefSeq and is a predicted model, not a curated record.
AUGUCCGCCGAGAGAGAGGCAGCCGAGGCGGCCCCGGUGACCGCGACGGCCGAGGCCGGAGCCGGGAAAGAUGCCCCUGCGCAGCCCCCGAAAGCCGAGGCAGCGAGUGAUCCCCAGCCGCCCGCGGCCUCUGAAGGGCCCGCCGCCUCCUCCGCGCCGCCGCUGCGCAGCCUGGUACUCACCAGCUUCGGCGGCUACGACAAGGUGAAGCUGCAGAGCCGGCCCGCCGCACCCCCGGCCCCGGGGCCCGGCCAGCUGACGCUGCGUGUGCGAGCCUGCGGACUCAAUUUCGCCGACCUCAUGGCCCGGCAAGGGCUGUACGACAGGCUGCCGCCGCUGCCCAUCACCCCGGGCAUGGAGGGCGCGGGCGUCGUGGUGGCCGUGGGCGAGGGAGUCAGCGACCGUAAGGCAGGGGACCGGGUGAUGGUAUUGACCCGGUCAGGCAUGUGGCAGGAGGAGGUAACUGUGCCAUCAGUCCAGACCUUCCUGAUGCCCGAAGCCAUGACCUUUGAGGAAGCUGCUGCCUUGCUGGUCAAUUACAUCACCGCCUACAUGGUUCUCUUUGACUUCGGCAACCUAAGGCCUGGCCACAGCGUCUUGGUACACAUGGCUGCAGGUGGUGUGGGUAUGGCAGCCGUGCAGCUGUGCCGCACUGUGGAGAAUGUGACAGUGUUUGGAACAGCCUCAGCCAGAAAGCAUGAGGUGCUGAAGGAGAAUGGGGUCACACACCCCAUCGACUACCACACAACGGACUAUGUAGAUGAGAUCAAAAAGAUCUCUCCCAAAGGAGUGGACAUCGUCAUGGACCCUCUGGGUGGGUCAGAUACUGCCAAGGGCUACAACCUCCUCAAACCCAUGGGCAAAGUUGUCACCUAUGGAGUGGCCAACAUGCUGACCGGUCCCAAGCGAAAUCUGAUGGCUCUGGCCCGCACAUGGUGGAAUCAGUUCAGUGUGACAGCUUUGCAGCUGCUGCAGGCCAACCGAGCUGUGUGUGGUUUCCACCUGGGCUACCUGGACGGCGAGGUAGAGCUGAUAAAUAGUGCGGUGACCCGCCUCCUGGCUCUGUACAAUCAGGGCCACAUCAAACCCCGCAUUGACUCAGUCUGGCCCUUCGAUAAGGUGGCUGAUGCCAUGAAGCAGAUGCAGGAGAAGAAGAAUGUGGGCAAAGUCCUCCUGGUUCCUGGACCCGAGAAGGAGAACUAGGGUCAGGGGCUGAGAGCUCUUGAGAGCCAGGAAGGAAGAAGAUGGGAAGAUGGGAAGCCUUGUUGUGUUCACCACCAGCCUCUCACAUUUCAUCCUCUGUCAUGAUGCUCUGCCCUCCCUGCCCCCAAAGUUCUCUGUGCUGAUGACCAUUUCCCUGCCCUGAGCUUUCUCCUGGCUCAAGACUGCCCUUCCCCCACUCCUGCCCUCAGAAGAGGUUGGGAAGUGACCACUUGGAUGUCUGGGCCCUGCCAAGGGGACAGGGUAGAUCAGAGGGAGACUUCCUGCCCCUCACCCUCUCCCUGGGCCUGCUAUGCUGCUUUUGUGCCAAGGCUAGCCAGUCCCUCCCUGUCCUGUUCUGUGUGCUUCAGUCUCUGCCUCACUUUCUCUCCUGCCCCUGCCCCACUACCUCCCCAAAGAAUGAAAGUGUCAGCUCAGCAUGUGGGGCUAAUUUGUCUGAGUCCAGCAUAUACCUGUAUCUCCCUAGUGUCCAUUCAACCCAGGCCAACCAGUGCCCACCUCUGGGCUUGCUCAGUCCCCAAUCUUGUCUUCUGUCCUCAACUUCUUAAGCACAAUUGGACUUCUUCCACCUCCAGCUUGCUGCCUUUCUUAACCAAGGCUGCCUCUCACAGCAAGGGCAGGAGUCAGACGGGCUCCCCUAGGUCACCACUCUGGGAGGGAUACCAAGCACCCCUACCCUUCACUGAGGCCUCUGGAUUUGUUCUCAGUGCCUUAGCAGAGGAAAACCUGUGCUUGUAUGUGUUUGUGUAUAUGUAGGGGUCCCUGUCUCCACCUCCUCUCUGCUCUGUCCUCCCCAGUGCCUUCCUUGUCCUGGUGGAGCUGGGGUUUUACUCCUCCCCAGUCCUAUAACACUGCCAAAAAUCUGUGUCUGUGUCAGUGGAUGGGGAGCCAUCCCCCAGCCUCUAGGGGUCAGUUGCCCUCACUGUGUUCUAUGCCCUGUCCUGUCUCAGGGUGGUGGAGGAGAAGAGGCAGGAAGCUUAACCAUCCAGAGCUCUGGAGACACUGCUAGGUUUUGUGGGACCAAAGUAAGAAUCUGAGCACAUUCCUUUUGCUGUCAAGAGAGGCUCAGGGCCUUCUCAGAGCCUAGAGGCAGAUUUGAGGAUCAGCCCCAGACUUUGUUUACAUGGGUGGGGAGGAGGAACUUGGGUGGGGGCAGGGGAAUUAAAGGGGGUGGUUAGGACCUGGGCUACUGGAGCCAAAAAUGGGGACUUUUAGGGCUAGGGGGUAACCCCUCUGUCUCUGAGCUGGGAUUAAGAAAGGCUAUCCAUUGCCAGUGGGAGGUGGGGGGAGGGUUUCAGCCUCUGUAGUCUAAAUGAGGCCUCCAUAUGGGAAGUGCGAUUUCUGCUUUUGUGUCCCCCACCCCAUUACCACAGCUGCCUUUGUGUUUGUGUCAAUAAAAAGCCAAGCCCUGG